Cladocopium goreaui is the source of this 750-nucleotide messenger RNA. NCBI's taxonomy places the organism in Eukaryota, Dinophyceae, Suessiales, Symbiodiniaceae. The record is from the annotation of a GenBank genome assembly.
AUGUCAUAUCGAGCCCUCUCUCCGCUGGCCCUGGUGUUGCAGCUCGCGGCGGCAGUGGAGCUGACCAAAGCAUCCUGGGAUGAGAUGACGGCGGGCAAGCGGGUCUUCAUCAAAUUCUUCGCACCAUGGUGCGGCCACUGCAAGCGCUUGAAGCCUGCCUGGGAUCAGCUCAUGGAGGCUUAUGCGGGACACGAGAGCAUUUUAGUGGCAGAGGUGGACUGCACCUCCGCCGGUGCAAAAAAACUCUGCGACGAGGAGGGUGUGGAAGGCUUCCCAACGCUAAGGUUUGGCGAUCCACUGGCCUUGGAGGUGACGGGCCAGUGGUGGCCGAUGGUAAGUCAGGACUACAACGGCUUUCGCGACUUUGAAGCGCUUGAUAGUUUUACAAAGGCCAACUUGGGUCCCUCCUGCAGUCCCGAGCGCAUGGACCUUUGCGAUGAGCUGACGCGAAAACGCAUUGAGGAGUGGAUGGAAAUGCCCAUGAGCGAGUUGAAAUACAAGAUCAGGAAGAAGGAGGAGGAGGUAACAGCCGCUGAGAAGGACCUGAAGGGCUUUGUGAAACAGUUGGAGAAGAAGUAUGACGAUGCCGUGCAAGCCCAGGAAGCUAAGCAGAAGGCCAUCAAGGAGGGUGGCUUGAGCAUGAUGAAAGCCGUUCAGGCUCACAACCGCCGCCUGCAGCGCGCCGCCAACGGCGCCGCGCAGUCCACCGCGAAGCCGGCGAAGCGGACGCCGUCGCGGAGCGAGCUGUAG